AUGGAAAUAGAGGAUCUUGAAGAGGUGAGUAUACGAGAUGAAAAGUGUAGUAUGUUAACAACAGAAAAUAAUAUAGAUGAAAAAAGUUAUGACGAUAACAUUUUAAAUAGUCUAUUAACUGUUUUUGUAGAAAAUCUUGAUAAUAAUACCUAA
Messenger RNA from Scutellospora calospora, 153 nucleotides. Lineage: Eukaryota; Fungi; Glomeromycota; Glomeromycetes; Diversisporales; Gigasporaceae. The record is from the annotation of a GenBank genome assembly.